UUACCGCCUGUCUCCCUUAUCUCCCCCUCUCUCUCUCUCUCUCUCUCUCUCUCACACACACACACACUGGAAAAGCCGGCCGGCUGCAUAGAAGCCUGACGGAGAAGAGAUCCCGGUGACAUUAUCCAUCACAUCUGGAUGUUCGCCCACCUCUGAAGGACUCUUCCUGCUUCGAGACUCUGCACGUGUGUGAGUGUGUGUGUGAGAAAGUGUGUGUGUGUGUGUGUGAGAAAGUGUGCGUUUCCCUCACGGUCAGUGGACCGUGGACGAGGCGUCCACUUCCAGAUCUGCUUGUUUUGGACUCUCUUGUUUUUUUGUUUUGGCUGAGUGGAGGAGUGUGAAACACCGGAGCUGCCGGGGGUAUUUUUUAUGUUGCAAAGAGCAGAAGUGGAUGCCGGGAUCCUUCGGUGGCCGCGUGCCGGAGCAGAGUGCUUACCUCAGGAUUUGCAGUCGAGAUGGGGAGGGGGUGGAUAUGAUAAACAGCUGCGAGGUGGGGACGGUUUGCACUGCAGCAUCAGACCGGCAUCUCUUCUUCUACGCGUUUUCUUUUUUUUUUUGGAGGUUCCACACAUGCACAUAUUUCACACCCAGCAGCAGCAGUCUGGCUGCGUUUUGCACACUCAGGAUGGAUUACUGCUACUUUAAGGACGGGCUCUCCGCCCGCUGAGGGAGAAAAGAUGCUGAUUGAAGAAGAAUAGAAGCACUGUUGUGUUUUUAUCGUGGGGGGGAACGAGCAACUUCUGGAUUGGAGAAAAGAGACUUGGGAUGACGGCUGCGUUGAGCUAAAAACCGCCGCCUCCCCUCCCCCCUCCCUGUCAAACAUGAACUCUUCCUCCAACGCGAACCAAAGCAGCUCACCCCCGUUCUGCCUGCUGGGCGCCGUGGGCUACUCCCGCAGCCUGGACACCUGCGUGCUGGAGGUGGUCGUCAUCCUCUUCCUCACCGUGCUCAUCAUCACUGGCAACCUGGUGGUGAUCUUUGUCUUCCACUGCGCACCGCUGCUGCACCACCACACCACCAGCCACUUCAUCCAGACCAUGGCGUACGCCGACCUGCUGGUGGGCGUCAGCUGCGUGGUGCCGUCGCUGUCCCUGCUGCACUACCUCAAAGGCCUGAACGAGGAGCUAAUGUGCAAGGCGUUCGGCUACAUGGUCUCCGUGCUGAAGAGCGUCUCCAUGGCCUCGCUGGCGUGCAUCAGUGUGGACCGCUACAUCGCCAUCACCCGCCCGCUGUCGUACGCCACGCUGGUGACGCCGUGCCGCCUGCGGGCGUGCAUCGUCCUCAUCUGGGUCUACUCCGCUCUGGUCUUCCUGCCGUCCUUCUUCGGCUGGGGGAAGCCGGGUUAUCACGGUGACAUAUUUAAGUGGUGCGCCGUGUCCUGGAAGACCAACCCGGGGUUCAGCGCCUUCAUUGUGGCGCUGCUCUACGCGCCGGCGGCGCUCACCGUCUGCUUCACCUACGGCAGCAUUUUCCGCAUCUGCCGGCAGCAUACGCGGGAGAUCACGCAGCGCCACGCCCGCUUCAGCUCGCAGAUGGAGGGCGAGCGCGGCGAGGGCUGCCCGGACAAACGCUACGCCAUGGUGCUGUUCCGCAUCACCAGCGUCUUCUACGUGCUGUGGAUGCCGUACAUCCUCUACUUCCUCCUGGAGAGCGCCGGGCUGUACCACCACAAGGUGGCGUCCUUCCUCACCACGUGGCUGGCGAUCAGCAACAGCUUCUGCAACUGUCUCAUCUACAGCCUCUCCAACAGCGUCUUCCGGAAAGGUCUCGGCCGCCUCUUCAGUCCGCUAUUUCCCUCCUGCCUCGGAUGCGUGGACGCCAAAAAGGCCCCGGGACCAGACCCUUGAGGGCAAGUACGAGCACCCGACGACGGCGACUGAUUCGUUUCGGUCACUUUGGAGGCGUCGGCCUUCUGUGUGUGUUCGUCGCUUUCAGCUGCGUAGUAAGAAACGGGUCCUGCUCUUUGGUCCCGCAGUAAAAUGUCCCCCCCCCCCCCCACACACACACACACAGAGAGGUGCCCGUGCAGAUGCCCGUCGGUCCUCACAGAGACGGAUUUUUAUGGAGGCUGUGAAGGUUUCUCUAAUGCUGCUCUUUCUCAGCUGCAGAGAUCACAAGCUGACGACCCGGAGUAAAGAAGUGUUUUUUUUAUACUCAUGAAGAAAGCGGACUGUUGGAGUACGAUUCACGUGUGUCACUUCAGGGGAUUUAAUAAAAACACUCCUGCCUGCACUGACUUAACAACUCCCAGAUGCAAAAAAUAAAGCAAAACACAACACGACUUGUGUUGUGCGAUCCACCGAAAUGCAAAAAAUCUUUAUAUUUUAAAUCUUUUCAAGCCUGACUUCAGGAUAGAAUUAGGUGAUGCAAAAAAACCCACUUCCUUUUCCUGAGGGCACUCCCGAUGCUAAUGAGUUACUGAGAAGCCAUCUCAUAAUCAGCCUGUGUGUGUGUGUGUGUGUGUGUGUGUAUGUGUGUGUGUGUGUGUGUGUGUGUGAGUGAGUGAGCUAAAAAUGUGUAUCGGAUGGACUUUUAAGCUAAUUCCCCAGAGAGAAGAUUGAGCAUUAUUUGGGAGCUUGUAUGUGUGUUUUUUUAUCAGAAGGCUCCGUCUCUUUUGAAGCUGGGUGUUGGCGGGAAGUUCACAAUUAUGUUUACACAGUCUCUGGUUCCACGUGACAUUUUAUUUUUAAAGAAUUAAGCUUUACUUUCUACGGUUGCUUUUGAGUUUGCCAGCCCACUCGUCAAAGAGCCAAUAAAUCUUAUUUCUUUGCAUUUUCCUCCUCAGGUUUUUUGAUCAGCAGGUCUUUUGUUCAGCCUCCGGGCAUUUUGCCUUUUUUUGAUCUCAAGCUGAACCAGUGUGACUCUUAAAUCACAAGCCAUGCAAGCGUCUUAAGAUAACCACCUCCUGACAUGUGGGGGGUGUUGGUGGCAAAUCCUCCGCCGUCCGCCGGGAUCUGUAGCCUUUGUCUCUCUCUUUGUUUUAGCCGAUGGCUGUUUCAGAUCUGUGUAAAGUGGAAGAGGAUUGUUAUCUCUGAGCAUCACGAGCCCGACCUCCCCAUUGGAAGAGGUUUCACAGCACUUUUCUUUCUUUUCUGCGAGCCGGUGAUCGCUUAUGGCUUCAUGUAAAUAUACUUCAGAGUUUAAAUAUUCAAAGAGCGUCUGGGGUCCUUCUGAAGGGUUUUGGCUGCUGCUGUUAAGUCCACCUCCAGGAUUACAGAAUGAUCUUGUGGGUAUCUAAAGAUAAUCUAUUUCUCACAGCCAAGAGGUCUGACAGUCGAGACUGAAGGAGAUGUUUUUUCUUCAAAUUUUGCAGACCUUUAGAUUUAACAUGCAGAGUUUGGAUUUAUAGUCACAAUGAAAUGUGUUUUCUGGGAGCGUCUUGCUCCUGAGUUUGACACAUGGUUGUGUUGAAAGAAGAAGAAGAAGAAGAAGAGGAGACCCAGACUACACAGCCUGUGUGUUCUAAUCUGAGGCUGUUUUAAUGGUUUUGGCUGCAAGUUUUAAAUCAACAGAUUUUUUUAAGGCAUCAAUUCCACAAUUCAGUGAAAACAGCAUGCUAAACUAUCAGCAAACCAUAAAAACUGAACUGAAAACCAAACCAGAGUUUACAACACUCUGGUGCUGUGAUUGUAUUUAUUUAUUGGUUUAUCUAACAGGGAAAGUUCACAUUAAUACAGAUUGCUGCCAGCGAGCCAGAAAAGGCAAAAAAACACUUUAUUUAAUGCAACAUAAACCGCCAACUGAGCAAGAGAGCUAUAUCAAGUUAGCGUUAGCCUUAAGCGUAGAGGAAUAUUUCACCCCGACGACGAGCAUCUGUACAUCAAUCACUCACUCUGUGUUAGCUGGAAGUAUUGAAGAAAACUUUGUUUGUUGUGCUUCCAAAGUAAACGGAGAAUUAAAUAAAAAGGUAAAAAGGAGAGCGCCGAUCAAUCCGUCAGUCCUUUUCUCAAUUAAUCAAUUUGUCGUGUUUUAGGGCUGGGCACAAUAUCGAUAUGACGUUGACAUCGUGAUAUGAGACAAGAUAUUGUGUCGUAAAAUGACAUCAAUGUUUUGUCUUUUCCUGCUUUUCAAGGCUGAACUACAGUAAACUAGACGACCAGACUGUCAGGUAUUCAUCCGCAUUACUGUUGAUUAUUUAUCAGAAUCCCAUUGUGUAAAUAUUUAGUAAAAUCACCAAUGGUCAAUCCAACGAUAUCAUUGCGAUACCGGUAUUGAUAUUGAUUUUAAAAAAUGAUGAAUAUCAUGAUAUUGGCCGAGUUGUGAAAAAUGUCCAUCGUCCAUUUUGUUUCCCAAAGUCCAAGACGACAUCCUCGAAUGUCUCGUUUUGUCCACGACUCAAAGAUAAUCAGUUUACUGUCAGAGGGGAUUCAAAAGACAAACAGAAAAUAUUCACAUUUAAGAAGCUGGAAUCAGAGGAUUUAGACUUUUUCUUAUUUUUAUUACUCAAACCAAAUAAUCUAUUAUCAACAUAGUUGACGAUUAUUAUGAUUAUGGUAUGAUUUGAUAUACAGAUGAUUUUUUCAUGGGUGAUUUAUUCAUUUAAGCCACAUUUUGUACUUUUACUAGUAUGUGUAAAUGACAUGUUUUUGGUGUACAUAGUAACAUUACUUUGUUACUAAUAUUAAUAACUAAAGCUAUCGCUAAAUGCAAGCAUGAUAAAUAACACCUGCUGAACUAGUCUUUAAACUCUUGUGGAGUUCACAUGAUUUAUUGUGGUAAAGAUAUAAAUCACAUAUUUAAAUAUAUUAAGUGGUUUAUUUAAUAUAUUAAGAUAGAUUUCAGGGUAAAUAUGAACAAAUAGUUGAUUGACAGCUAAAAGAUUUUGUAUUGAUCGUCUUUAGUGAACAUUUCCUUCACUUCCUUGAGUCAGAGUGCAGAUUUUAGAAUUAAAUGAUUUUAAAAUGAAUUCCAAAAAGGUUUUUGAUAGAAAAACACAUUUACUGUUAUACGUCACAAGGAAAAUCACUUUAAAAAGUCGCGAUUGAAAGUUCGUUCUUGGCCUCGGAAACACACACGGUCCGUUUCGUAGUUGAUCUGGAGCUUUCAGUUAUAUCACAUGAUCUUCCUCAGCAUGAAGACGAUGAAGUUCGUCCAGUGGUCAUUGACUUGCAGCUGUCUUCACGUACAACAACAUCUUAAUGUUAAAACUCACGUUUUAUUUCAUUGUGACUUUAAAAGCAGCCGUGAGGUGUCGAGAGUUUAAUAUUUUUCCACCACAGCGGGUCAGAGUUCAGAGUUCAACGGUAGGAACAAACACACCCGCUGCUGUCCGGGGGGAUUGAACCUCCCAACGACCCCCUGCUGCCAUCAAUAUGUUGUAUUUAUGUACCACUUUUCUAUGUAACGGUGUGUGUUAUGUAGCUCAUGUGAAAACGUCGACAUGUUCGAUUCUCCGCCGCCGGAUAUGUGUCCUGCAUGAUUCUGGUUCAGUUCUUCUGUCUCAUGACGCUGCUGAGAACAAUUUACCGACUGUACUCCUCGUCUCAGCAUCCUGACCGGCUGUUGUUCUCAUGAGGGCAGAGACUUCCUGGUUCACGUCAUGUGACCCGCUCCCGUGUCGCUGCUGUCGAGGACAAAAUGACGCAAAUCUGCAAAAACAAAGUGACGUUUUGUAAAGAGCUUAAAAAGAACAAUGAGUUCUCAUUUAACGAAGAAACGACAGUAAACACUUUUUGUAGCAGAGCGGUUGCUGCUCCAGGUGUGUGAGUCGGUGCAAUAUAGCCCCCCCACCUUCUCAAACCCCAGCCAAUCAAUAGCAGUGGAAGAAUGAUCUGAAUGAGAAGGGCUUCCACUGUCUCAAACUCUGGUUGAGCUGUCUCGCUGUCCAGCAUGUGAUCUGAACAAAGUUGCUGCAGAUUAUUGUAAAGUCGACGGCUGUAAAUGUCUGAUUAAAGUGAAAUCUUUGGAUUCUGUGUUGGAUUUGAUUUGGUACCAAAACAAAAUCUACCAUUAAACUAUUUAUCCUAGUCCAGUUGGGACGGCCUCUUAUGAAAGUGAUCUAAUCAAGAUGAAUUAUUACUUCCUUAAUCUCUUCACAAGCCGGAGUACAGGAUGGGAGGGUGAUUUGUUGCCUUAAUCUGGAUUACAUCUGGUUAAACACGAACCCCCUCAUGUCCUCUGGCUCUGGUA
Molecule: messenger RNA, 6129 nt
Organism: Anarrhichthys ocellatus (wolf-eel)
Lineage: Eukaryota; Metazoa; Chordata; Actinopteri; Perciformes; Anarhichadidae
Product: probable G-protein coupled receptor 21
Exons: 1
Coding region: 822-1847 (341 amino acids)
Biological process (GO): G protein-coupled receptor signaling pathway
Cellular component (GO): membrane
Molecular function (GO): G protein-coupled receptor activity
Source: RefSeq, a predicted model, not a curated record